UUCUGCUUUUCUUGCUGUGGAGGUCGAUCCGGGUGGGGGGCAUCCGGUGGUACGAACUAACCUCACAUCAAGUCAUCAACCGAUCCACGCAACCUCUCCCCUACAAGCCCUAAAGCUACAGUACCAGAGGAGAGAGAGAGAAAACGGGUGGCCGAGCAGUGAUCAAUGGUGAUUGAGGAUUGACAGCUGAGAGAGAGAGAGGCAUUUCCAGAGAGAGCGAGAGAGACUUACGGCACCCACAAAACAUACGAUCAGACAUUCUUCUCCUGCCUGCAAAAAGAGUAAGCACAGGGAGAAGAAAGGAGAGGAGAGAGAGGCGGGGAAGGAAAGAAGGAAGAAGAUGGGUCGUGGGAAGGUGGAGAUGAGGCGGAUCGAGAACAAGAUCAGUCGGCAGGUGACAUUCGCCAAGCGCCGGAACGGGUUGCUCAAGAAGGCGUACGAGCUCUCGCUGCUCUGUGACGCAGAGGUGGCUCUCAUCAUCUUCUCCGGCCGCGGCCGCCUCUUCGAGUUCUCCAGCUCAUCGUGCAUGUACAAAACACUUGAGAGAUACCGCACCUGCAACUACAAUUCGCAGGAAGCAACGCCGACGACAGAAAAUGAAAUUAACUACCAGGAAUACUUGAAGCUGAAGACCAGAGUUGAAUACCUUCAAAGCUCACAACGAAAUAUUCUCGGUGAGGAGCUUGGUCCACUCAGCAUGAAGGAGCUUGACCAAAUUGAGAACCAAAUAGACGUGUCCCUCAAGAAUAUCAGGUCAAGAAAGAAUAAAGUAUUACUCGAUGAGCUAUUUGACCUGAAAACUAAGGAGCAAGAAUUGCGGGAUCAGAACAAAGACCUGAGGAAGAAGUUGCAGGACACCACCAACCUCGGCGAGAAUGCGCUCCAUAUGUCGUGGCAAGAUGGAGGGAAAAGUAGCUCUAGUGGGCAUGCCGUUGAGCCUUAUCCGGAACUCCUCCGACAACCGGAACAGGAUUCCUCCAUGCAGAUUGGGUACCGUCCUGCCUACAUGGACCAGCUGAACAACGAAGACAUGGCUUCUCAGCGCCUUAACCUUGGAUCAUCUACAGGUUGGAUAUGACUGGUUCAGACGACGAGAGGGACAUGGUGCGACAUAUUGUACGCCGAAUCUGGAUCUGGAGUCCUGUAUACGAUAGAUUCAGUCACUGGUCUAUAUUGUGACAGCUCUUUGCACUCCACUGAAGAAUAAGAACAGGUGAUGAAUGAUUUGAGUUGAGUACGCAGGUAUUGUAUCGUCUGUCGAUCCACGGACAUGGGCAUCAUGCGUCCUAGCGUGGCGUCCCGUAGCUGCUGUGUUUGGACUUGGAGUGACACUUGUAGUAUUUGUGUGCUGACUGCUGAAGGCGUGGUAAUGAAGUGCCGUAACUAUGGACCGAAA
Messenger RNA from Lolium perenne, 1396 nucleotides. RefSeq names its product MADS-box transcription factor 1. Gene Ontology annotation, cellular component: nucleus. Gene Ontology annotation, biological process: positive regulation of transcription by RNA polymerase II. Gene Ontology annotation, molecular function: DNA-binding transcription factor activity; protein dimerization activity; RNA polymerase II transcription regulatory region sequence-specific DNA binding. The record is from RefSeq and is a predicted model, not a curated record. Lineage: Eukaryota; Viridiplantae; Streptophyta; Magnoliopsida; Poales; Poaceae.